Messenger RNA from Maylandia zebra (zebra mbuna), 2366 nucleotides. Its product is annotated as beta-galactosidase-1-like protein 2. The record is from RefSeq and is a predicted model, not a curated record. Gene Ontology annotation, molecular function: beta-galactosidase activity. Lineage: Eukaryota; Metazoa; Chordata; Actinopteri; Cichliformes; Cichlidae. Gene Ontology annotation, biological process: carbohydrate metabolic process.
UGUUGCUUAUGUUGCCAGAAGGGAUCUCGCUCUCCAUCCAUGGUUGUCCUCAGGAUAAGAAAUGUGCACAAAAGGAAAUAUGCACUCAUCUGCCUGUGCAUUGCUGGAUUCAUCAUGUACAGAUAUCUUGGCAUGUCGGGAAGGGGGAGGAGGAUGAGCCGAAAGGUCGGCUUGUGUGCCAACACGUCCCAGUUCACCCUCGAGGGAGAGCCCUUCCGCAUCAUUGGGGGAUCCAUCCACUAUUUCCGUGUGCCCAGGGCCUACUGGAGGGACCGCCUGAUGAAGAUGAAAGCCUGUGGGAUUAAUACCCUCACUACAUAUGUGCCGUGGAAUCUGCACCAGCCGGAAAGAGAGGUUUUUAGCUUCCAGACACAGCUGGAUUUACAAGCCUAUAUCAGUCUUGCAGCCGAGAUGGAACUGUGGGUGAUUUUGCGUCCAGGACCCUACAUUUCCUCUGAGCUGGACCUAGGAGGACUGCCGAGCUGGCUCCUCCAAGACAGCAGCAUGAGACUGCGGACGACGCACCCAGGGUUCAUUCAGGCUGUCAACACUUUUUUUGACAAGCUGAUACCAAAACUGGUUCCAUUGCAGUUCAAGAAAGGAGGUCCAAUCAUUGCCGUGCAAGUGGAAAACGAGUAUGGCUCCUUUGCAAAGGAUCAGAGUUACAUGCUUUUCAUUAAAGAGGCUCUGCAAUCCAGAGGGAUCAGCGAACUGCUGCUCACAUCAGACAAGCACAAAACGUUAAAGUCUGGGGGUGUGGAUGGAGCCCUCAGGACAGUGAAGCUUCAGAAGCUAAAUCAGAGAAACAUCCAGGAGCUGACUGCUAUCCAGCCCAACAACCCCACCAUGGUGAUGGAUUACUGGACCGGCUGGUAUGAUAUCUGGGGAGAGCUCCACCAUGUGCUGCCCCCAGAGGAUAUGGUAUCCACUGUAAGGGAAAUUCUGAGGAGAGGCAUGUCUGUCAACUUGUACAUGUUCCACGGAGGAUCCAGUUUUGGCUUCAUGAGCGGAGCACUCGCCAAUCCCUCAUACAGAGCUUUAGUCCCCAGCUAUGAUUAUGACGCUCCUCUGUCUGAAUCUGGGGAAUACACUUCAAAGUACCAUCUUCUCAGGGAUUUACUUUCCCGAUACAAAAACAGUAAGAAAAACACGAGAUAUGCAGCACAUUAUUUUAUUCAGUUACUGACCUCUUUGCCUCUCUCUGCAGCAGGAGGCUCUGACAGUCUCCCGGACAUGCCAGUCCUGCAUUACAGGGAGGCUUAUGAACCAGCCAUUAUGUACCAGCACCUUUCAUUAUGGGAUGCUUUAAGCUUCACAGAAGGACCAUUUAAGUCCACCAAACCAGUAAACAUGGAAAAUCUACCCGUGAACAACAGAAAUGGACAGUCCUAUGGCUACACUCUGUAUGAGACUAUCAUCACGAGGGGAGGGCUGUUACAGUCAGGGGACAAUGUCAGAGACCGUGCCCUGGUGUUUGUAGACAGAAGCUACAUUGGCCUUUUCAAGCACCAGAGUCUGGAGCUGGCGGUUCCUGAUGGUAAGGGACGUCGUACCUUGAGUUUAUUGGUGGAGAACUGUGGACGAGUUCACCAGGGAAGGGAGCUUGACAAGCAACGUAAAGGACUAGUGGGAGACAUUUUAUUAAACAAUAUCCCCUUGAGAGAUUUUACAAUAUACAGCCUGGAUAUGAAACCCAGCUUCCUUGAUAGUCUUUAUCAAGCACCCUGGAAAAGUCUUUCUGAAACACCCAGCUUCCCUGGAUUUUUCAUGGGCAGACUGUUUGCAUAUGGGUAUCCAAGUGACACGUUUGUGAAGCUGCCAGGCUGGGAGAAAGGUGUUGUGUUUAUCAAUGGGUUGAACCUUGGGCGCUACUGGUCCAUUGGCCCCCAGCAGACUCUCUACCUCCCAGGUCCUUUUCUCAAUAGUGGAAUCAAUCAGGUCAUUGUGUUUGAGGAACAAGAGGGAGACUUCAAGGUCCACUUUGAGGAUCAGGCUGAUCUUGGCAUGGCUGCUGACAUCCAGUGACCAACAUCACGUCACAAUUCCAAUGUUUGUGUUUAUGUGUGUAUGGAUGUAAAAUUUGCAUUUCUUUUGUAUUACUAGGUGUUUAUCAUAUCAGGAGGAAUUGAAAUACAGGGAAACAAUAAAUUCUGUCAAAUCCAAUAAAUUUCACCUACAUAUAUAUUGGGGGCUCAUUCGGGAUUCAUUUUGAAUAUGGCACAGUUUAGUCUGGUAGAUUUUAUAGCUAAUCCUACUUUAUAACAGCUUGAUGUACGAAGGAAAUAUGAUUUAUGUGCAGUUGCCUCACAUUUUGAAAUCUCUGUGUCUAAAUCCAUGAAAAGCGAAUUUAGAACUCUGGUGAAAUG